Molecule: messenger RNA, 716 nt
Organism: Cyprinus carpio (common carp)
Lineage: Eukaryota; Metazoa; Chordata; Actinopteri; Cypriniformes; Cyprinidae
Source: RefSeq, a predicted model, not a curated record
UGUACAAUAAGUAAAAAAGUAAAUGAACGUGCUAGAACUCUUUGAUGAGUCCAUUCGAGUGCUUUUUGCUGCAGGGGUUGGAAUAAAUCUCAGUAUAUUCACAUUUGCUUCAGGACAUCAAGAAGACUCAAAGUGCUGCAGGGCUGUUCAAAAACGUGCCACCCCACAAUGAACAGUCUCAUUUUACUGACCAUGCUGUGGCUCAUUCCCUCUGGAGCUCUCUGUCACCGUAAUAAACCCUGGAGCUCCUCUGGCAGUGAUGAGAGGAUAUAUGGGCACUAUUUUCCUGGAGGUCACGACUACUAUGUGAAGCCUGGACCUCUGUUUCCCUUUCUAUGGUCCCUCCUGCCUCGUCCAGUCCCGGCCCCAGCCCCAGCCCCAGCCCCGGCACCUUCCCCUGCCCUGACUCCGGUCCCGGCUCCUUCCCCCGCCCUGACUCCGGCCCCAGCAGCCACAGCCUCACCCAGACCCCCAGUCAUCAGCACAACUGUCCGAGGAGAUGGCUGACCAUUGAGCAGAAGUCGUUUUGUAGCUGAACAACGACCAAAUGAUUUACUUAAAGUACCUUUGAGAUUUUAUGUAAUGCUUUCAAUAAACAUAAUGAAUUAAACAUAAUUAACAUGCUAUUUGUUACUAAGAAAUAAUAAAAACUACUUUUCCUUUUAACAUUUAUUUAGUUGGUAAACCCUUCAUUAGAGAAAUACGUUUUCUAUACA